Molecule: messenger RNA, 2766 nt
Organism: Pochonia chlamydosporia 170
Lineage: Eukaryota; Fungi; Ascomycota; Sordariomycetes; Hypocreales; Clavicipitaceae
Product: Sir2 family protein
Exons: 2
Coding region: 1-2766 (921 amino acids)
Molecular function (GO): NAD+ binding
Source: RefSeq, a predicted model, not a curated record
AUGCCAACCCAGCACGUCGAACCGGGAAGUGAAGAGCAUCUACGGAAUGUUGCGACAGCUGUACUGAAGGCCCGGAAAGUGGUUGUUGUCACCGGCGCCGGUAUAAGCACGAACUCUGGUAUACCGGACUUUCGAUCAGAAAACGGAUUGUACUCGCUCAUUCAGGCCCAAUUUGAUGCUGCUUCUCGGCAAGCGCGUCAGGACGACACGAUAGACGACAAUGAAGAACAGAUUGGAGAUGGUGACGAAUCACGUCCCGUAAAGAGAAGGAAACUCUCAGUGGAUGAAGAGACGGACGCUGACUCUAUAAUCGUCAAAACGGAAAACUGCAAUGGUUUGCGUGAGGAAGAGCCUUCUUUGCUUGUAAAUGCAGAGUUACCAGAGCCCGCUGGGGAGACUCCCACUACAGCAACAUCAACGGCUACACAAAUAAUCGUGGAGACUAGGUUCACCACACCACGCUCUAAAGUGGCAACGUUUUCUGCUAUGGACCUCAACACAUCGCCACUCUCGUCUCCCCCGGCUGAAGACUUCCUCAUCCCUCCAUCAACUUUUCGAUCGCACACACAUCGGUAUAUAGCGAACGUGGCUCUUCCACUAAGCUCAUCACCGCUUUCAUCCCCUCCGCCAGUGCUUUUCGAUCCUUUUGAACCAAUAUCCCCAUCCGAGGCGAGCUCUGAAAGACGAAGCAGUACGUCGCCAUCCGAGGUGGACGAAACUGACUCUCCCGCAAACAACUUUGCUUCAUCUCAAGGUUCUACUGGGGGCAAAAAUACGUUACCAAAUAUGAAAGGCAAGGAUCUUUUCGACGCCAAUAUUUGGUCAGAUCCGAUACGAACAUCAGUUUUCUACACGUUUGCAACAUCAUUACGGCAGAAGAUUAAAGAUGCCGAGCCAACGACGUCGCAUCGGUUCAUUAGCCAUUUGCGGGACCGUGGAAAAUUGGUCAGAUGCUAUACCCAGAAUAUUGAUCAGAUCGAAGAGAAAGUUGGACUUUCAACGCGGUUACAAGACGGACCUGGCAGUCGUGGUCGGUUUUCGCGCCGAUCCACCGCAAACACGUCGCAGUUGAAUAAAAUGGUUGACGAAGCAAAUUCAACUCCCCUUGAUAGACAGCCAUCUGAGCCUUCUAGCCAACCUAGUGCUUCUACGGAGUCUAAUCAGCAGUCACAAUCUUCGUCCUCGGAUGGGAACUGUACUGACAAGGAACUACCCUCGGCCGAUCAGGCCAAGCCGUUACCGAAAACUGGGAAGAAGGAAUUGCCCCGGUCUGGAGUGGAAUGUGUGUUUCUCCAUGGGUCAUUGGACCUCCUCCGAUGCUUCCUCUGUGGCAAAGUCUGUUCUUGGGACGACGAUGAUCGAGAACAAGACACCCUCUCGGGCCAGCAACCUGAGUGCCCUCACUGUGUUGGAGCAACAGUGGCACGGGAAGAGAGAGGGAAACGCGCCUUAGGUGUUGGCAAGCUACGCCCUGAUAUUGUUCUUUAUGGCGAAGAACAUCCCAAUUCACAUCUAAUCAGCCCAAUUGUGACCCAUGACCUGGGUUUGUAUCCUGACAUGCUUCUGAUCUUGGGUACAAGCCUCAGGGUUCAUGGGCUGAAGGUUAUGGUGAGAGAGUUUGCAAAAGCAGUCCACAGCAAGGGCGGGAAAGUCGUCUUUGUCAACUUUACCAAGCCGCCUGACAGCAUCUGGGGAGACAUCAUCGACUACUGGGUACAGUGGGAUUGCGAUGCCUGGGUUGACGAUUUGCAAGUCAGGGUACCAAAACUCUGGCAAGAGCCCGAGCCUCCAAAACUUAGAAGGAAACGGGAAUCUAGCGGAACCUCAGAAGAUGGCGCGAAACAAGAGAAAAAGAAACCCCCAGUUGCGAAUCCCGUUGCGCUACGUGACACAAAGGUCACCGGCGCCUACUGGACAUUCAAAGUCCUCAGCGAGCUACAUCGGAUCACAAAUGCAGCAACUGAAAGUCCACCACUUCGACGAGCAUCUCUGUCUAUACCGCAAACGGCGGCAACACAUGAGCAAAAAGCGACCAAGCCAAGGCAGAAACGACCAAGAAAAUCGGCUCCUGGGGCUCUAGAAAAAGGGCAGAGGAGGUCAUCUACUCUCAAUCCCAACCACGGCAGGUCGCGCAAGAAGACCGAAGCUUCCUCAACGGGCCAGGAAUCUGGCGAUGUGGUCGAGCCAGCGACACCUCAAGCAAUCGGCCCUCGGGAGGUUGGCAGCACCAGCUCUAUCUUGAGCUCGGUCAAGGAAAACGCCAGGGUAAGGAAGAGAAAGAUGAUUGAUGGUGAAGAGGUUCCAUCGCCAGCAGUCGGGCGAAGACGAGGAGGGGCUUUGUCACAAAAAACGCGGAAGGAUGACUUGAAAUUGCCGCCUUUGCGAAAGAUGACGGCAAGUCAGACAACUCCGCUAUACGGGAAACCUCGAGCACUGGAGCCAAAGAGUCCGCCAAGCGGCCCUCUCAUGUCCUUGUCACCCAACUUGCGAAGUGCGCGAGCUUUUCAGAGACAUAAUGCAUUCUUUAUAGAGGAUAUGCUUGCCGGGCUGCCCAAUACACCACUUCCUGGCAGGGGGCUUCCAACACAAAACGAAAAUUGGCGCCCGGACCAUAGCGGGACGAAAGAAGAAGCGAAUGCAGCCCUCGCAUUAGCCGGUCUGAGGACGAGCCCAGUAAUGACAAGGUCAAUGCCACGAAAGCACGUAGACGGAAGCUUGGACGGUCGAUUGAAGAACUGGGGGUCUACUUGGAGUUGCAAUCAAUAA